AAUGGUACAACGGCCGGAACGCACAAGGCUGUAUUGUUUAUUUCGCUUACAGCCCACUUGUUACUAGGAUCAUUGACUAGGAAGUCUUAAACAUUCCACCAAUCCCAACCGUCAAAGUGGUGUACGUGCGAAGCGAACGUUCGACAAGUUAGGCAUCUUGCAGUAGGUUAAGUGCAGAGGAGUGAAAUUGGUUGGCGAACGGUGACAACCUUCUAUCAUCGACGAGAAAAAAGGUCGGUAAAGGGCAAACCAACAAUAUUUUAAUUGUGGCCUAAGCGCGCUGAUCUUCGAUACUCGAAGUCUUUGGGAACUUCAAGUCUUGUUGGCAAGACGUUAUUGUGCUGUGAAUGUCUUCAAGCUUAUAGCAGUUUGAAUAACGUGAAUAAUACACAGCAACAAAGAUAAACGCUUGUUACGAAAUGUUCAAAGCUUUUACUACAGCGAAGGAAAACUAACAUUUUCUAAAUAUGUGAAGCUAUUUGAUGUGGGUCGUGUAAAUUAUGUGACACUUGGAACAAGAAUAGUUUUUGCAUAGUUUUGACAAAGGAAGCUUCAAGCAGGGAAAUAACGUGUAUUUAUCCAUUUGUAAAACAGCGUUUGAAAGAACAACAACGAUAAUAAUGGAGUCUAACCGCUCGAAUGUGAAUCAAAGCACGAUCGUUCAGCCUGAUUAUUCUGGAACGUAUGUUGCCAUCUCAGUGGUAUGUCUGCUGAUAGCUGCUGUCAUAAUCUCCCUCAACGGUCUGGUCAUCUUCAUCAUAGCUCGACAGAAAGACAUCAACAGGCUUCACUUCUUCAUACUACAUAUUGCAAUUGCAGACCUUUGUGUUGGCAUAGUAUGCGUAUUUUGCGAGGGGAUAUUCUACGGUAUUCUGCGAAAUGAGUGGUACUUGGGUGACGUCAUGUGUCGCAUUUGGCACUAUUCUACGUUUGUGGUCCAAAUUGUGUCUUAUAACCUUCUCAUCGGAAUGAGCGUGGACCGAUACUUGGCUGUACGGUAUCCGUUGAUGGCAUUAACCGGAGGGUACCGGCCAUACAAAGCCAUAAUUAUCGGCUCAUGGAUAAUUGCCCUUCUGAUUCCUUUAUGGACUUUCCCGUACAUUGGCAUAGCCAUUGAUGGUGCCUCAUACUACUGUUCUGUUGAUUUCGAGACCGUCAUUGGGUGGCAGCUAUACGUCUGGAUCACACUGCUGCUUGUGUUCUUCAUCCCAUUCAUAGCUGUCUCCGUUUGUUAUGUCGGCAUCUCGGAAGCGUAUGGAAUCAUUGGCGGAAAAGAGGAAAUCUCACGGAAAUCACUGAAAUGAACACUACGCUAAAUGAAUCAACUUUCCCGUCACGUCACAAAUCCAUGAACGAGGGUUUACUACCAAAAGCCAGAAUAACAACAAUAAAGAUGACUUUGAUAAUAUGCCUUACGUUCUUCAUUUGCUGGCUGCCGGCUACAGUGUUCAGCACUAUGGACUUAUACGGCAUAAAUGAGCUUGACCGUCGCUACUAUAUGGUCCUGCAGCGCUUAUAUCCACUCAACAGUGCGUGCAAUCCAAUAAUAUUCUUGUUGUUCAGCAAGCAAUUGUUGCCAUGCGGGUCGCUAAAGUCUUCGAAAGCGACAAGAUGUUGUGAAAGUAUCGAAACAACGAAAACCACAUUAUGAAUAAUGAUAUCGUUCCAAACUGGUACGGCACUUUGCGUAAAAGCACAGACUUGAACAACACGACGGCGUUACUGAGAUAAGUGAAAUUAAAAUACCUGCAUCGAAAACAACGUAAUUACUCAAAAGUAUAUUUUGAUAAUUAACCAGUAAAAAGGAGCGCAAAGGAGCAGCAAAACUAUGUUCAGUCGACGCUAAAUUGUUUAAUCGAACGUCUCUACUAAACGAACUUAAACAGGUCAAAACUUUCAACAAGAAGACAUAAAUACAGACGUUUCCCUUUCACAAAAUGCGCUAUUGAAUUCUUAUUAUAAACAUUAUUUUCUUAUUGUUUAAUAAGCUCUUAAAUAAGUGAAGAAAACGUUGAUAUCUGUUUAUGUAUUUUCAAUAUGUUCCGCAACUGAUUUAAUGUCAACGCAUACUAUAAUUGUUUUAGUUGAUAUAAUAUGUCUGCAAACAUAUUGCUAAUUUACAAAAUAAAUUUUGUUUAUUUUAAACAAAUUGCCAUCUCAAAGUUAAUGUCUUUUAAUCUAAAUGUACUCGUAUCCCUUAAUUAAACUAUACGUUUCAACGCGCUUGUUUGGAUUCAAACACAGACUAUUUUUAUGAAAUAACCUAUUCAACGAAUAUCACGACUUAUACUUUCAAAUAACAAAGAGUGUCAUUACAACAAGGGGCCAUAAUGAAUCAUAUGAGUCGACUUUAAGGUAAUUAAGCAUUAUAUAAACUAAGAUUGAAUGGCAAACAAAUUGACAAAUGAUUUUCGUUCGUUUUAAAUUUAACUCUAAAUGUAAUGCAAAUAUUUUUCAGCAUUGAACUCUUUCAGACUGGUUAUGACUUGCCGUGGUAACUCUUUCUUUUGAAACCAUUUUGUACUUGUAUCUUCAGCAAGCAAUUGGGAAUUAUUACCUAGGAAUUAAAUUGAUUCAGGUCUUUCUUAUUCUGAAAACCGACAAAGAGGUAAAAAUAAAUUUAAUGCAUCAACUGCUAUAGAUAAGAUAUGAUCUUAUGAAGCAAUUAACUAGUUAAUGAUUGGCUUUAAUAACUACAUAUGUUAAUUUAUCAAACGACUUCAAACGUACUCGAAAUUAAAUUCCUUACAAUCUAAGUAUUUAUACAAAACUGUAAUACUUGUUAUUGAAUGAUAAAUGCCGUAUAGUAGUAUAUUAUUAUUACAUUUUUACCGAACUGUUAGAUUUUCAAGGUUUAUGCUAUGGUUCGUCUUGUAGUUUGAUUUGAUAAAUUAAUUAAGUUAUUUCAUUAUUAACUUAGUUGGCAUUUUCAGCUCUAGAUAACGCGAACUUCCUCUGAAAAUUUGUAAAUGAUCAUAUUGUGUAUGUGUACCUUUGUUUCUUAUGUUAAAUUAUAUAUUAGUUGCACAAGUAAAACAAAAUAAAUAUU
Dreissena polymorpha is the source of this 3049-nucleotide messenger RNA. RefSeq names its product cardioacceleratory peptide receptor-like. The coding region runs from base 621 to 1304 and encodes 227 amino acids. Gene Ontology annotation, molecular function: G protein-coupled peptide receptor activity; peptide binding. Gene Ontology annotation, cellular component: membrane. The record is from RefSeq and is a predicted model, not a curated record. NCBI's taxonomy places the organism in Eukaryota, Metazoa, Mollusca, Bivalvia, Myida, Dreissenidae. The transcript is spliced from 8 exons. Gene Ontology annotation, biological process: neuropeptide signaling pathway.